UAAAACACUAGCGGGAGGUCAGUGGUCACUCGUUAAAAAAACAGAAAAACAGUAACAAUCUACGUUAAAACUCAAGUUAAAAUCAAUUAAAUAGUCAGCUGAAAAAAAAACGAAAGAAAGCGCCUCACACAUUCACCUGCCUUGACAAAUAUUUACUGCGGAAAUACAGAUUAAAAACUAAAAACGUUUUUCAAAAUGGAAAACAGUGGGGAAAGUGGCGACGACGGAGGUCCUUUAGGUACAACAACUUUCCUUGGCAGUGGAGUUUCUGGAAAUUACAUCGGAGGUGAUAUAGAAGAUGAUCCAGAGAACACGGAUGAUUCGAAUCAUGGUGGAGAUCCGCUCCAGGGUGGCGGAGGUGGAGGCGCAGCAGGUCCUCUCCGCGAACAGGAUCGCUUCCUCCCGAUCGCAAAUGUAGCGAAAAUCAUGAAGAGGGCGAUCCCCGAGUCCGGUAAAAUAGCCAAGGACGCACGUGAGUGCGUGCAGGAGUGCGUCUCCGAAUUUAUCUCGUUUAUCACCUCGGAGGCGAGCGACCGGUGUCACAUGGAGAAACGGAAAACGAUCAACGGCGAGGACAUCCUCUUCGCGAUGACGACCCUCGGCUUUGACAAUUACGUCGAGCCGCUGAAACUCUAUCUGCAAAAAUAUCGCGAGGCGACAAAAGGCGACAAUCCGCUAGGUGGCACCUCAGGCAAUGGCGAGCGUAAAAGCGAAUCCGCCCAUUCCACCAUCUACGAGGAGCAACUAUUUGCGAUUCAAACUGGCACAGAUGCGACGACUUCGGACACGCCUGUUCUCUACAGUUAUUCGACCGCUGACCAGAUGCAAUUUCAAUUGUCCUGAUUGUCGAACUUUGCGACACCUUUAUCGUCCUUUAGCCGAGACACGAGUGUCGAAUUUUGUUCGGAAGAGUGACUUUCUUCGUGUCUGUGAAAGAGAGAAAGAAGAAAAAAAUGUAAAGCAUCUUUUCUGGAUGAACAAAUGGGAGUAUUGUAAAGUUAAGAUAGCUUUUUUUUUUUAACGUGAGAUUUGAAUGAUUUGAGUCUAAUUGGAAGACUGAAGAGAGCCCUGCAGAGUGGCAAGGGUUACCAAAAGUAAUUUUGACUUGGGAAAAGAAAAAGAAAAAAAGUCA
Molecule: messenger RNA, 1132 nt
Organism: Belonocnema kinseyi
Lineage: Eukaryota; Metazoa; Arthropoda; Insecta; Hymenoptera; Cynipidae
Gene: Nf-YB
Product: nuclear transcription factor Y subunit B-4
Exons: 2
Coding region: 196-843 (215 amino acids)
Biological process (GO): regulation of transcription by RNA polymerase II
Cellular component (GO): nucleus; CCAAT-binding factor complex
Molecular function (GO): protein heterodimerization activity; RNA polymerase II cis-regulatory region sequence-specific DNA binding; DNA-binding transcription activator activity, RNA polymerase II-specific
Source: RefSeq, a predicted model, not a curated record